Adineta steineri is the source of this 1929-nucleotide messenger RNA. The record is from the annotation of a GenBank genome assembly. NCBI's taxonomy places the organism in Eukaryota, Metazoa, Rotifera, Eurotatoria, Adinetida, Adinetidae.
AUGUCUUAUACUGAUAAAGACAGUUUUGAGCCUCUUGUGGUUCUUCAAUUUUCACCAACAACACCAACAAUUACCAAAGAUUGGGUUAUUAAACGAUUAACUUCAAGUCAUACUGAAGAUGAAGGUUCUGGUUUACUUGCCCGCUAUGAACAUACCCCGGAAAAUCAAGAUAGUAUAAUUGUAAUUGGUGCAACACUUGAUCGUCUUUUGGCAGGAGCAGAAGAAAUACGGAUACAAAAAUGGUAUAAAAAUAAAGGUCUAACCGAUUUUAUUGUUGCGGAUAUUGAACAUUUUGAAAAUUCAGAAAAUCCGUCAAAUAUUUUAUAUAAAUCGGAAAAACAACGUAUUAUCUAUGAAGAAAUACAAAAUUUACAUCCAGCAAGACAUGAAACAACUGUACCAGGUAUUCGAAAGAAGACAUUUGUACCUGAAAAUGAUACUAUCCUUAACAUUUUAACUGAUCAUGAUUAUCUUGUGAAUUUUUUUCCAUUACAUGACAAAGAAGAUAUUAAAUUACUUGAAUAUGAUUGGUUUGCAUCAAGAACUUCAAUGUUUAAAUCUCAGGAUAUUCAUAAAAUUCGAAAUUAUUUUGGUGAAAAUGUCGCAUAUUAUUUUGCAUUCUUAGAGUUUUAUACAAAAGCUCUCGUACCAACAGCUGUACUUGGUCUUCUACUUAGUUUUACACCAACAUCGGAUUUUUUCAAAUAUUCAUUUUUCUGCUUCUUUAAUGUUAUAUGGUGGACAGUAUUUAUGGAACGAUGGAAACGUUUAACAAAUAAAUUAGCAUAUGAAUGGGGUACACUUGAUUUACAAAUAUUUGAACGACCGCGCUCACGUUAUUUUGGAGAUUUACAUCGUUCUCCAAUUACCGAUAAAAUCGAACGACAAUAUCCAGCAUGGAAACGACAAGUGAAAAAAUAUCUCGUUAGUUACCCAAUAAUUAUGGGAUGUUUAAUAGGAUCGUUAACAGUAUAUUUCACAUUUUAUCGAACACAAAAGAAAAUGCAUGCUGAAUAUCCAUUAGAAAAUCCUAAAAAUCCACUUGAAACUAAACUUAUGCGUAUGGCACCAUCAACUUGUUAUUCAUUAGCAGUUAUUCCAAUAAAAUUAUUCUAUAGAAAAUUAGCAACAUUUUUAACAGAUUAUGAAAAUCAUCGUCUUCAAACAGCCUAUGAAAAUAAUUUAACAUCAAAAUUAUUUAUUUUCUUUUUUGUCAAUUGUUUUGCUGGUUUAUUUUAUGAAGCAUUUUUUAAUGUUAAUUAUGCCAAUGUUGUCCAAUUACUUACAACAUUAGUUAUUGUUAAUGCUAUUAUAUUAAAAUUUACCGAACAAGUUGUACCAUUUAUACUUAAAACUUUCAAGAAGAGUCAAUUAAAAGGUCAAUCAGUAGAAAAAGUUAGCGAAGUUCGUCAACAAAUUAAAACAUUAACACCAUUUGAAGGAACAUAUGGAGAUUAUUUAACUAUUUUUGAACAGUAUGGUUAUAUAGCUUUAUUUUCAGCCGUAUUUCCGUGGGUAGCACUUUGUGGAUUAAUAAAUAAUAUUUUUGAACUUCGUGCUGAUGCUUUUAAAUAUUGUUAUGUUUAUCAACGUCCAUUUGCUCAACCAGCUAAUAAUAUUGGUAGUUGGCAUCAUGCAUUUGAUAUAUUAAGUUCAAUUGCAAUUGUUACUAAUACAGCAUUGAUUGCAAUGCAACCAUCAGUUCGAGAAUAUUUCUCAUCAUAUAGUAAUGUUGAAUAUAUUAUAAUAUUUGUUGCAGCUGAACAUAUAUUAUUGACAUUGAAAUUUGCAAUUGAUUUUGCUAUACCUGAUGUUCCACAUGAAGUUGAAAUUGCACGAGCUAAAACUCUUUAUGAAUCAAGUCAAGCUCUCCGACGUGAACGUGAACAUAAAUCAGAAAGAGCUCAAUCGAUGACAACCAAACUUUAA